AUGGCAUCCGAACCAAUGUCAAUAGAGAGCUCAGCCCAAGAUCCCCCUCCAGUGCCCGACGUGACCUCGCAGGAGCCAAAGUACGGCGGCCACACACGUUUCGAGCUGGAAUUGGAGUUUGUCCAAGCCCUAGGGAACCCAGAAUAUGUUAACUACCUGGCCUCCCGGAAAUUCCUCCAAAAUCCCGCCUUCGUUGCGUACCUCGAUUACUUGCAAUACUGGACGCGCCCGCCAUAUCUCCAGUAUAUCACAUAUCCUACUUCGUGUCUGAAGAUGCUAGAGCUUCUUCAAGUCGAGCGCUUCAGAAAGGAUAUCCUGUCGCCGAACUUGACGCAUGCGCUGGUUACCGAGGGAAUGAAGGCUGCGGUGGAGUGGCAUCGCGAGUCGUUGAGCUGA
This is a messenger RNA of Podospora anserina S mat+, 396 nucleotides long. RefSeq lists its product as uncharacterized. Gene Ontology annotation, molecular function: transcription coregulator activity. The transcript has 2 exons. The coding region runs from base 1 to 396 and encodes 131 amino acids. Lineage: Eukaryota; Fungi; Ascomycota; Sordariomycetes; Sordariales; Podosporaceae. Gene Ontology annotation, biological process: regulation of transcription by RNA polymerase II. The record is from RefSeq and is a predicted model, not a curated record. Gene Ontology annotation, cellular component: core mediator complex; mediator complex.